Messenger RNA from Dendronephthya gigantea, 1498 nucleotides. Its product is annotated as transmembrane protein 26-like. The coding region runs from base 191 to 1474 and encodes 427 amino acids. The record is from RefSeq and is a predicted model, not a curated record. The transcript has 6 exons. Lineage: Eukaryota; Metazoa; Cnidaria; Anthozoa; Malacalcyonacea; Nephtheidae.
UGACGACUCGAGAAUUUGACACACCGAUGCUAUCGCUAUAGCUUGCUGGUUUACUGGACUGUUUUUUAGUGAAAACACAACCAAAAUCUGAGCGUCGUUCCUCGUUACCCGAAGUGAAUGAAAUAAGCAGAAGUAAAUUAAUAGCUUUAUUUGCGACAAAUACGAGUUCUUGUGGUAACUUUCUGUUACAAUGGAGAGGAUAUUUACAUACCUUGCUGCCUUUCUAAGUCGUUUUGUGUUUUGUGUUCACGCGUGUUUUCUCAUAUGGUGGGUGACACAAGUUAAGCAGGAUUCAAUGUAUUGGUUAUUUUUGAUCGUUCUAUCAAUGCUUGUUCUCGAGACUGCUGUUACCGUGUUCUAUCGCCGAGGAAACGAGUAUUAUUGGUUUUGUCCAAGUAUCUUCAUCUUUACGAUCACAGAGAUUCCGUGUUUCUGGUUAUUGCGUCUUCAGUUAGUUGAAUGCGCACAAACUAAUCUUCGUUUCAAUAAAGGAAUCACGUGUUCAACAAGUAUCAACAGCACAAAUCUGCUGGGCGAGAUAUUUGAAUCGACUACUAGCGACGAAUCGCGGCUCUCCAUCCUCGACCAAACAUUUGUUCUUUUCUUGGUCGUUGGUCGUUGGAUGCUGCCCAAGGGAGAGAUUACACGUGACCAGCUAUCUAGCUUGCUAUUGGUUUACAUCGCAACGGCGGCGGAUAUCGUUGAACUCACGGAGAUUUACGAAGAUUCAAGUGUCGGGGGGAACGAUCAUUUAGUGCGAGCAAUCCUGACAGUUUGGUCAAUGAGUCUUUUCCAAUUCUCCGUCACCGUAAUGGGAGUGGAAACACGAGCGAAAGACCGCGAGGAACUAAAGGAACAACUACUGAAGCAAGAGGAAUUAAAGAAACAAGAACGCGACAUGAAAAUUAAACGCAACCAGGUGGCUCCAGCCUUAUACACACACAAACUUGCUCAAAAGAAAGCGAUGGAUAAGCAGAAAGACCGAAUUGCGAACCUUCAACUAAAACUACACGCAGAUACGAAGCUAGAUCUUGCUGGCAUCGCAGACGACGACUAUGAGACGAACAAAGAUCCCGUUCCGAAGAAGAAAUCCGUUUUGGGGAUAUUCGUCAAAGGGAUUACAAUCUUUCAAAAUUUCGUUCACAGAAAUCUAAAUUUGAUUCAACUUUUAACGCCAAUGCUACUGCAAGAUGGACCGUUUCUUAUUGUUCGGCUUGUUUUGGUGUCGUAUUAUAAAGUUACAGGUAGUGGAACGUUCCUGUUUCUUACGGCAAAGAAUGCGUUGUUGGUCAUGCUUCAGGUUUAUCGUAUCUGCGUUCUGUACUGUCAACCACCCGAGGAAGAACACGAUCUGUUUCACGAGGAGGAUCUGGUGCGACUACGAAACGUGCAGACAGCCAUAAAAUCAGUGCAAAGAACUGCUUACGCCAUGAGGCUUGUCACCAGACUCCACAAGAAAGCAGAGAAUCAUUAGGUCGUUCGUUCAGUUGUAGCAAAA